Messenger RNA from Saccostrea echinata, 1756 nucleotides. RefSeq lists its product as uncharacterized. The transcript is spliced from 10 exons. Lineage: Eukaryota; Metazoa; Mollusca; Bivalvia; Ostreida; Ostreidae. The record is from RefSeq and is a predicted model, not a curated record. The coding region runs from base 145 to 1404 and encodes 419 amino acids.
UUUUGAUGAACUCAAGGACACAUGUGACAUUAUAGAAAAGUAAACAUAGUAAACGUAACGUUAUCUCUCUCUGUGGAGUAAACAAUCCGUGGUUUUAUCUUUUUUGUUGACUUUUUGUUGAUCGAUAUUGCGCAGCUAAAGAUAAUGGUAAGAAAGCCUGACGUCGUUCUGGAACUGGUCUCGGUUUUGUUACUCUAUCAAGUUGCUGAAGUGAAAUGUUACCAGUUCUUCUCCCCCGUUCAGUCACGCUCCGAUUGGCAGAGCGCACACGCCCGUUGCCAGUACAAUUUUAAUGGCUCUCUAAUCAGUGGCGAAGCUCCGGCCCUGAUAUUAAACCACGCCUUUGCCAGUGCACUUGGUGAAGAUAUUUGGACAAAUAGCUACCUUGCACUCUCUCCAUGGAUCAUAUACAAAGGUUGCUUUGACAUUACACAUAUUGGCGCCCCCCAGUUUUACAAAAUAACAACCAAUGAAUCCGCCAAGGAGACAGUGGGUUCCUGUUUCAAAACUUGUUCAGACUUAAAGACUCCUUAUUUUGGUCUUCAGGGUAAAUCCUGUUUCUGUUUACCCGCUCUGCUGCUCCUUAAGAAGGAUGAUGAACAGUGCAAAAGUUCUUGUGAAGGAAAGUUCGAGAAAUGUGGCGGUCCUGACGCUAUAAGUGUUUAUGAAAAAUUCCUUCCUGCUGACAAAGAUUUUUAUGAAUCUCGACAAUGUGCAACAGUUACUUGUAAGAAGAACAGGAAACACGUGUAUCGUGCCCAUAGGUGUUCUGGUCAUUUCAAAACUCUCUGUAGCAAUGGAGAUAUCAGUUCAGAGAAACAAUCUUUAAAGAAUAGUGAACAGUUUUGCAGUCAGAAGAAAUCUAAUGUAAUUAGGGAUGAUGUUGAUGACGUUUGUCAGACUGUUGGAGUGGAAAACUACACCCAGUACUGGAUAAACCUUCAUCGUUAUCCCACUGGACCAUUCCAGGCAGAUUACAAUGAAAGUGAUGUCUACCCAUUCUCUUGUUUUGUAUACAACAAUGAAACUCAGCUGAGAGCAUCCUCCUGUGAUCAAGAGCAGCACCCCUAUAUGUGUGUAGUAGAGUUGACUGACGAGAACGCAGAUUCAUUAUGCUCCAGCAAGCUAAGAGAGGAAAAUGGGUUUCUAAUAGAGGACGCAGAUGUAGUUCCGGUCACAAUGGAAAAUCUUUGUAAUAGAAUACAGCCACCACCUGUUUACAUGGCAUAUUUAACAUAUUCUGGUGUAAUAGGUCUCGCUGUCAGCGGUGGUCUCGUGUUGUUGGGUUGCUGUAUCAUAUCUCUUAUAUGCUGCAGUAAAAGAACAAAGAAACCAAAGAAAGCGGCACAUACUGAAAUGACCAAGGUUCAUUACUCGCCUGUGAAGAAAAACGAAAAUGUGUAAUUACUUUCUGAAGAGAUAUAGUAUGAAUUCUGAGGGGAAAAAAUGAAGGAAUGUAUAGUGGAACGUUCCUGAGAUAACUUCUAUCAACCUCGUUGAUAGAGGUGGUUGUUUGUAUUGUGUUCAAACAGGCAGUCAUUCACAGAUGUAAAUAUAUGGAAUGAAUUCGUUAUGAAAAAAAACUGAAUUCAUAAAAUGAAAGUUGAGAAAGGAAGAAAGGGUGUUCAGAAGAUAUUAACAAUAUAUUGAAAGAGUAAAAUAGCUUAAAUCAAAAACAAAUUUGUUUUAAAACAUAAAUCUAUCCUCAAAUGAACUUUUUUUUCCAUUGUGUUGAAAAUUGAUUUUUAUCCUUGAU